Messenger RNA from Onychostoma macrolepis, 990 nucleotides. RefSeq lists its product as uncharacterized. Lineage: Eukaryota; Metazoa; Chordata; Actinopteri; Cypriniformes; Cyprinidae. Bases 1 to 990 code for a protein of 329 amino acids. The transcript has 5 exons. The record is from RefSeq and is a predicted model, not a curated record.
AUGGAAAUGGAGAAGCACCAGAUUGCAAUCUCCUCCUCAUCGAAAAGAGAUAAAGGUACCUUCCCAAAAGACACUCCUUGUUCUGAGUCUUUGGCCUGUUACAGGGUAGGCAGCAACAGAUCAACCAGAUCUGAGUCUCCGGCCUGCAAGGGUGCUAGCGGUCUGAUUUCAAUGGAAGAGCUGUCUUUUGAACAAAUUGAUUUAUUUGCGAGAGAGACAGUUGAUAACGCUGUAAGCGACACAGAGGGGGUUGUGUCGCAAGACGCGAUUAUCGAUCUAACUGAGGAGGACGAGGAGGAGGAACAUUCACCCGGUCCGAGCAACGCGGAUACACAGAAGCGACCGAGAGAGGCUGACGCGUCACCGACUGCCCCCGAGAGAAAGAAAGGACAAGUCGCGGUCGUGGCUCCAACCAGAACGGUUGAAGAAGCAGUCGACGAUGGCGACCGAGAGCGUAUGAAUAACGUCCAACGUUGGACAGAUACGCAACUGAACGAAUGGGAGAGAGCCAGCUGGAACAGCAAAGGUAGUGACGAAUUACCCCCGAGAGGCAGACAAACCCCAUUCGCUUUUCAAGAUCUUGCUGAGGAAGAAGUGGAAACUGAAUCGCUGCCGGAGGACCGUCAGAACAGUGUGCAAAUUGUUGAAAGAAUUGACGCUUUGCGCGAAGAGUUGAUUAACAGGCAGGACUCAUUCUUCAGCGAGGUUCUUAAAAGACAGGACACAUUCUUCAAUGAACUUCUUAAUCGAAUGGAUGCUCAGGAUGCGAGGGCUCACGAGCAACAAGGUAUUUUAAAUCAGCAGCAUCAAUCAUCAGAGAAUCGUUUGCGCAGUUUGCAAACAGGGGUGGCUGAAAAUUUUGGUGUUGUUCACGACAAUUUACUCGAAAAAUUAAGGGAAAGACGCUUGAUCGUGAGUCUUCUCUCUAGCCUUAAUGACACUCUACAUAUUCAUAUUUCUAGUUUUGAUGCAGAUUUUUCCUUGUUCUGA